This is a messenger RNA of Monopterus albus (swamp eel), 2319 nucleotides long. Its product is annotated as kinesin-like protein KIF2A. Gene Ontology annotation, biological process: microtubule-based movement; microtubule depolymerization. The transcript is spliced from 22 exons. Gene Ontology annotation, molecular function: microtubule binding; microtubule motor activity; ATP binding. Gene Ontology annotation, cellular component: microtubule. The record is from RefSeq and is a predicted model, not a curated record. Bases 104 to 2215 code for a protein of 703 amino acids. NCBI's taxonomy places the organism in Eukaryota, Metazoa, Chordata, Actinopteri, Synbranchiformes, Synbranchidae.
CGCAGCGGCUCCUUCUUCUCCUGCCUCUCCUAUGACUGACCGAUAGUGACCUCGGUUUUUGCAGCAGGACACACGAAUUGUACAAAAAAACGCAGCGGGAGAGAUGGCCGGGAUUUUCGGGAAGAUCUUCGUGGGUAUUUACGUGGAGAUAAAACGGAGCGACGGACGAAUACACCAGGCCAUGGUCACAUCACUGCAUGAGGACAACGAGAGUGUGACAGUGGAGUGGAUCGAAGGAGGAAACCUCAAAGGCAGGGAGAUCGACCUGGAGAGCGUCUUCGCUCUGAAUCCAGAUGUUGCUCCCGAUGAGGAGAUACCACAGAGUCCGGAGGCUCCUCUUCCUCCCUCCAGUGCUGCCAAAACCAGCAAAGCUCCCAAGGCCAGACGGAUUACAGCGAUACCUAAGGCUGAGAAUGCCCCACGGGAGAACAGAGCUGCAGCAGUGGGAACCACCCGGGCCCGUCCCAGUCAGCACAGUCAAGCCUCAGAGCCGCCUCCACCUGCCAUCGCCCCUCCACCUGCGCUCAGCCAGGCCCAGAUCCAGCAGCAGAACGCAGCCCGGAGGAAAUCCAAUUGUGUGAAGGAGGUGGAAAAACUGCAGGAAAAGCGAGAAAAGAGACGACUUCAGCAGCAAGAGCUCAGGGAGAAGAGAGCGCAGGAAGUGGAUGUCAAUUUACCCAACUAUGAAAUCAUGUGCAUGAUCCGAGACUUCAGAGCCAGUUUGGACUACAGGCCUUUAAACACAAAUGAUCUGAUCGAGGAGCACAGGAUAUGUGUUUGUGUUCGUAAACGUCCCCUCAAUAAAAAAGAGCUGUCACUGAAGGAUUUAGAUGUGAUCACCAUUCCCAGCAAGGAUGUGGUAAUGGUUCAUGAGCCCAAGCAGAAGGUCGACCUGACACGCUACCUGGAGAACCAGACAUUUCGAUUUGAUUACGCCUUUGAUGAGAACCCCACCAAUGAGAUGGUUUACAGGUUCACCGCUCAGCCGCUGGUCGAGACCAUCUUUGAGAGGGGAAUGGCAACCUGUUUUGCAUACGGACAAACAGGAAGUGGAAAGACACACACGAUGGGCGGAGACUUUUCAGGAAAGAACCAGGACUGCUCUAAGGGGAUCUACGUGCUGUCUGCCAGAGACGUUUUUCUCAUGUUAAAGAAGCCAAUUUACAAGAAGCUGGAUCUGCAAGUUUUUGCCACGUUUUUUGAGAUCUACAGCGGCAAGGUGUUUGACCUUCUAAACGGCAAAGCCAAGCUACGGGUCCUAGAGGACGGGAAGCAGCAGGUGCAGGUGGUGGGGCUGCAAGAGAGGGAGGUGAAAUGUACAGAGGACGUCCUUAAACUCAUCGAAGUGGGAAACAGUUGCAGGACUUCUGGUCAGACGUCUGCGAACGCUCACUCCUCUCGGAGCCACGCUGUGUUCCAAAUCAUUCUGCGUCGGAGGGGGAAGAUGCACGGAAAGUUCUCCCUUAUUGACCUGGCAGGGAAUGAAAGAGGGGCAGACACAUCCAGCGCUGACCGGCAGACUCGCCUCGAAGGAGCCGAGAUCAACAAGAGCCUGCUGGCACUAAAGGAGUGCAUUCGAGCUCUGGGCAGAAACAAGCCCCACACUCCAUUUAGAGCCAGCAAGUUAACCCAAGUGCUGAGGGACUCGUUCAUAGGAGAAAACUCCAGAACAUGCAUGAUCGCAACCAUCUCUCCAGGAAUGGCCUCUUGUGAAAACACCUUGAACACGCUGCGAUAUGCCAACAGGGUGAAGGAGCUCACAGUGGACCCCGCAGCAGCGAUAGAGAGUCGUCAGGGAGGACACGUCACCCAGCUGGAGGUGCUGGAGGCUCAGUGGGGAGUCGGGAGCUCUCCGCAGAGAGACGACCUGAAGCUGCUAUGUGAACAGAAUGAGGAAGAGGUUUCCCCACAGCUCUUCACUUUCCAUGAAGCCGUCUCUCAGCUGGUGGAGAUGGAAGAGCAGGUUCUGGAGGACCACAGGGCCGUGUUCCAGGAGUCCAUCCGCUGGCUGGAAGAUGAGAAGGUGCUUUUGGAAAUGACCGAGGAGGUGGACUACGAUGUCGAGUCGUAUGCAACUCAACUAGAACAAAUCCUGGACCAGAAGAUUGACAUUCUGACUGAGCUGAGAGAUAAAGUCAAGUCUUUCCGCUGUACACUCCGGGAAGAGGAACAAGCUAGCAAACAAAUCACCCCCAAAAGGCCUCGUGCACUAUAGGCACAGAUCAAAAUCAAUGAGAUUUCACUGUAAUAUUGACUCGUCUUUCAGGAGGUCACUGAUGAUGAGACAGCUGAUUUAGCUCAGCUGUGAUUUUACUUACU